GUUGACCAAAACCUCAGACACUUUCCGCGUGAUCCAUGUCUUACGCACCCGCCUUCAAGAAACCACAAACGACGCCGUCGUCGGUUACCGUCUCAGUCCAUUUCAACGCACGUAUCGUCUCACCCAAUCCGACCCUCGUCGGCGGUGAAACCAAAGGCCUCCCCGUUUUCAGAUCUGAUCUCCGUUGGGAUCGGCGCUCGUCGGUCCUGGGAGAUCUGAUUUCAGGACUCUACAUCUAAUGCGACCUUGAUUAGUCGGGAUUUGGUGAUUUCUUUUCCGUUCUUUCUUCUUCGGAUUGGUCGUGUUUUGGUCGCUGCUGGAUCCGCGAUGAUGUCCGACGUGACGGUCCCGUCCAGGUACGUGAAGCUUACCAAGGAUCAGGAUGUGCCUUUGGAGGAGAUCCGUCCUGGGGAGCUCAAUCAGCCGGUUCGCGUUCCUCAGUUGGGGGUUCACAGAUGUGCCGAGUGCGGGCAACCCCUGCCUGAAAGCUAUGAACCCCCUGCUGAUGAAGCUUGGACCACCGGGAUCUGUGGAUGUGCUGAGGAUCCUGAGAGCUGUCGGACUGGUCUGUUCUGUCCCUGUGUGUUGUUUGGGCGCAAUGUGGAGAGGCUUAGAGACGAUACACCAUGGACAACUCCCUGUAUGUGCCAUGCUCUCUGUGUUGAAGGUGGUAUUGCACUUGCAGUUGCUACAGCAGUUUUCCAUGGUAUUGACCCAGAAACAUCAGUUUUGAUUGGAGAAGGAUUAGUCUUUACUUGGUGGAUGUGUGGUAUCUACACCGGUAUAUUUAGGCAAUCACUACAAAAGAAGUAUCAUCUCAAGAACUCUCCAUGUGACCCUUGCAUGGUCCAUUGCUGCAUGCACUGGUGUGCUAUCUGUCAGGAGCACCGGGAAAUGAAGGGUCGGUUAUCUGAUAAUCAUCUCAUGCCAGUGACUGUUGUCAACGCACCACCUGUGCAGGAAAUGAGCAGUCAUAAUUCAGCGGACUCUGAGGCUGGUCCACAACAGAGCCAGCUUGCUGAAUUGAAGACACAAGCAUUAUAGUUUAGUUGGUUUUCAGCAUAGAUGUUUUUAAGAAUGUGAGGCACAAGAAAGAAAACUGAAAGAUCAAUCUUCUUUAUACAAUUCUUUGUUGUUGAACUAAGACAUGUCAAGGAAUAUUUCCAAUCUUUUCAGCACCCAAGAAGAGUUCAUUUUUGUUUA
This is a messenger RNA of Musa acuminata subsp. malaccensis (wild Malaysian banana), 1203 nucleotides long. Its product is annotated as cell number regulator 6. The record is from RefSeq and is a predicted model, not a curated record. Lineage: Eukaryota; Viridiplantae; Streptophyta; Magnoliopsida; Zingiberales; Musaceae.